Messenger RNA from Coprinopsis cinerea okayama7#130, 530 nucleotides. RefSeq lists its product as hypothetical. The coding region runs from base 1 to 495 and encodes 164 amino acids. NCBI's taxonomy places the organism in Eukaryota, Fungi, Basidiomycota, Agaricomycetes, Agaricales, Psathyrellaceae. The record is from RefSeq and is a predicted model, not a curated record. The transcript is spliced from 2 exons.
AUGUCAAACAAUCGACUCCUCCUAGUCGAUACUCCUGGUUUCGACGACUCUGAAGGCUUGUCGGAUCAGGAUAUAGUGGACCAGAUAAUACGCUGGAUCCAAGAUUAUUGUGGAAGAGGAAAUGCAACAGUCAAAUGUGGUGUUAUUCUCCUCCAGGAGGAAAAGCAGCGAGAUUGCUACCAGGGUGGACCCAACCUCGUACGGCACCUCGAAACAGCUCUCCACAGGUAUAGGGCUGCGGUAUUGACCAUCAUGACCAACGACAAGGUCAGGAACGGGGGCCAGGACGUUUACAAAUACAGCGGGAGGACAUACGGAGUGUCAGAGGUGACGACAUUCUGUCACGAGCAACUAGGUCGCAUACUUGGUGCAGGUUUACCAGCAAAAGACUUGUUGGCGGAGCUGGCGGAGGCUCGCAAGGUGGUUAGGGGUAGCACUGGGAAAAGAUCUAUUAUAGCACGGUUCAUGAACCGCUUGAAGAAGGCAUUCAGUUAAUAGCUAUACAACCACAACCAAGACACAUUUUACUC